AUGUUCGGUGUCUUCAUCCCUUCGCGGCCUGUAAUCACAGAGAUGGCCAAUGUCUCGCCCAACCAAUUCGCAGUAUCGUUCCCGGCCUCACCGCCAUUCCACAACGUCGGCGUCUUCAUGCAUCCGAACAAUUUGCUCCCUCCGGACACCGCGGCCGGAGUGUACAUGCAAUUGCCCGGGGAGCAAGGAUUCAAGUUUCUUGGGGCAAUUGGCAAUGAGAAGCCAUCGGCUCUCUUCAGAGUGAACAUUCCCGAGGCAAUGACCGGCGGGGAGAUCAACCUAGGAAUCUCGGUCGAGCCGGCCCAGAACAUCCAGGCGCAAAUGGCCCAGCUUCAGCAAACACAGCAGACACCCUCGGAAUCCAAUGCCGUCGCCAAACGGCCGCCGGACACAAGAGUCCUUGCGCAACGGAUCAUCAAGAACGCCUUCAAUUUCCUGUCCAGCUUCGCAGGCAACACGGCCAACGGCAUCGAGGUCGUGCCUCUGAAAAGUUUCCAGGAUUGGUGGACAAAGUUUGAACACAAGGUUCAGAAUGACCCGGGGUUCCUGGAGCGUGACCAGGACUAA
Molecule: messenger RNA, 567 nt
Organism: Exophiala dermatitidis NIH/UT8656
Lineage: Eukaryota; Fungi; Ascomycota; Eurotiomycetes; Chaetothyriales; Herpotrichiellaceae
Exons: 1
Coding region: 1-567 (188 amino acids)
Biological process (GO): protein import into nucleus
Cellular component (GO): nucleus; cytosol
Molecular function (GO): nuclear import signal receptor activity
Source: RefSeq, a predicted model, not a curated record